Messenger RNA from Paramecium tetraurelia, 674 nucleotides. RefSeq lists its product as uncharacterized. The transcript is spliced from 3 exons. Gene Ontology annotation, biological process: proton transmembrane transport; ATP metabolic process. The record is from RefSeq and is a predicted model, not a curated record. NCBI's taxonomy places the organism in Eukaryota, Ciliophora, Oligohymenophorea, Peniculida, Parameciidae.
AUGAGUCAUCAUCAUAAGGCCCAUGACAUAGCAAAGGUUGCAGCAGCUCGAUUGAAUGCAGCUGCAGCUACAAGGAAUUAUAAUGUGACACCCAGAGUUGAUUAUAGAACAGUUGUGAAGGUGGAUGGUCCAUUGGUUAUUUUGGACAAUGUGAAAUUCCCAAGAUAUGCAGAAAUUGUUAAUGUUUGUUUAGGAGAUGGAUCAGUGAGAAAAGGUUAAGUUUUGGAAAUUGCUGGAAAGAAGGCUGUCGUCUAAAUCUUUGAGGGAACAUCAGGAAUUGAUAAUUUAUACACUCAUUGUGAAUUCACAGGUUCAACACUCUAGAUGCCAAUCUCUGAAGAGAUGCUUGGAAGAGCAUUCAAUGGAUCAGGAGUUCCAAUCGAUAAAGGUCCCCCUGUAUUGGCAGAAGAGUUCUUAGACAUUCAGGGUCAACCCAUCAAUCCAUUCUCAAGAGUGUAUCCCUAAGAAAUGAUUCAAACAGGUAUUUCAGCUAUUGAUUGCAUGAACUCAAUUGCUAGAGGAUAAAAAAUUCCCUUGUUUUUCUGCUAACGGUUUGCCACACAACGAAAUAGGAGCUUAAAUUGUGCGUUAAGCUUCAUUGGUAAAAGGAAAGGAUGUUCUUGAUCAUUCUGAUGAAAAUUUUGCAGUCGUCUUUGGUGCUAUGGGUGUCAAUA